This is a messenger RNA of Phacochoerus africanus (Common warthog), 1634 nucleotides long. It is a transcript of the gene RNH1, whose product is annotated as ribonuclease/angiogenin inhibitor 1. Bases 135 to 1505 code for a protein of 456 amino acids. The transcript is spliced from 10 exons. Gene Ontology annotation, cellular component: cytoplasm. Lineage: Eukaryota; Metazoa; Chordata; Mammalia; Artiodactyla; Suidae. The record is from RefSeq and is a predicted model, not a curated record. Gene Ontology annotation, molecular function: protein binding.
CGCCCCACCGCUGGCCCCGGCACCGCCUGGCGACCUCGCCCGCUCCGCCCCGGCCGGAAGUAGGCCUUCUCCCUCCUGGGCUACAGGACGGGGACAGUCUGUCGACGUGUCUAGGAAGCACCCCACCUCCCAGCAUGAAUCUUGACAUCCACUGCGAGCAGCUGAGCGACGCCCGGUGGACAGAGCUUCUGCCGCUGCUCCAGCAGUAUGAGGUGGUCAGGCUCGACGACUGCGGCCUCACGGAGGAGCACUGCAAGGACAUCGGUUCCGCCCUCCGGGCCAACCCCUCCCUGACCGAGCUCUGCCUCCGCACCAACGAGCUGGGCGAUGCUGGCGUGCACCUGGUGCUGCAGGGCCUGCGGAGCCCCACCUGCAAGAUCCAGAAGCUCAGCCUGCAGAACUGCUCCCUGACCGAGGCAGGCUGCGGGGUCCUGCCCAGCACACUGCGCUCCCUGCCCACGCUGCGGGAGCUGCACCUCAGCGACAACCCACUGGGGGACGCCGGCCUGCGGCUGCUCUGUGAGGGGCUCCUGGACCCCCAGUGCCACCUGGAGAAGCUGCAGCUGGAGUACUGCCGCCUGACGGCCGCCGGCUGCGAGCCCCUGGCCUCGGUGCUCAGGGCCACGCGGGCCUUGAAGGAGCUCACGGUGAGCAACAACGACAUCGGCGAGGCCGGCGCCCGGGUGCUGGGCCAGGGUCUGGCAGACUCUGCCUGCCAGCUGGAGACGCUCAGGCUGGAGAACUGUGGUCUCACGCCAGCCAACUGCAAAGACCUGUGCAGAAUCGUGGCCUCCCAGGCCUCGCUGAGUGAGCUCGACCUGGGCAGCAACGGACUGGGCGACAUGGGCAUAGCCGAGCUGUGCCCCGGGCUCUUGAGCCCCGCCUCCCGCCUCAAGACCCUGUGGCUCUGGGAGUGUGGCAUCACCGCCAGUGGCUGCAGAGACCUCUGCCGUGUCCUCCAGGCCAAGGAGACCCUGAAGGAGCUCAGUCUGGCGGGCAACGAGCUGGGCGACGAGGGCGCCCGGCUGCUGUGCGAGAGCCUGCUGCAGCCCGGCUGCCAGCUGGAGUCCCUGUGGGUGAAGUCCUGCAGCCUCACGGCGGCCUGCUGCCAGCACUUCAGCUUGAUGCUGACCCAGAACAAGCAUCUCCUGGAACUUCAGUUGAGCAGCAACAAGCUGGGUGACUCUGGCAUCCAGGAGCUGUGCCAGGCCCUGAGCCAGCCAGGCACCACACUGCGGGUGCUCUGUCUUGGGGACUGUGAGGUGACCAACAGCGGCUGCAGCAGCCUCGCCUCGCUCCUGCUGGCCAACCGCAGCCUGCGAGAGCUGGACCUGAGCAACAACUGCGUGGGCGACCCGGGCGUCCUGCAGCUGCUGGGGAGCCUGGAGCAGCCGGGCUGCGCCCUGGAGCAGCUGGUCCUGUACGACACCUACUGGACGGAGGAGGUGGAGGACCGCCUGCAGGCCCUGGAGGGGAGCAGGCCCGGCCUGAGGGUCAUCUCCUGAGAGGCUCCUUUUCCCUGGACGGCCUUCCUCCCCCACGGGGACCCCGGCUGUACCCGAGAAAUGCUCAAAUCACCUCACUCCCGGGAGAGAACUUUCGGCACUCUAUUUAGUAAAAGACCUUUUGGGCAA